This is a messenger RNA of Carassius gibelio (silver crucian carp), 1377 nucleotides long. RefSeq lists its product as uncharacterized. Lineage: Eukaryota; Metazoa; Chordata; Actinopteri; Cypriniformes; Cyprinidae. The coding region runs from base 120 to 854 and encodes 244 amino acids. The record is from RefSeq and is a predicted model, not a curated record. The transcript has 4 exons.
GUUUUUAGUCGCUUGAAGAAGUUGUUGAUGAGGUUUAUGCUCAGAAGUACUGUCACAGUAAUACAGAAAAAAAGCUGGAGCUGCAUUGUUAUCUUUUAAAAAGCUGAAAUAUCUUCAGUAUGCAGUUUCCUGUUCUUCUCUUCAUCUCAUCUGUUUCAGCAGUAGUUGGGAUAGUGAGUGUACUAGUUACCAAACCUGUGAUUUCCUACUGCCACCAGGCUAUCACUCUGCACUGCAAUGUUUCUCUAUUUGAUGCAAAGGACCAUGAACUCCAGGUUACUCAUCUGAGCUGGAUUAAAGAAUCAAAUAAAACAGUAUGCUCAGAAAGCAUGACAGCAAAGAAAGGUUCCAUUUACUGCCAAUACAUGCCAAACAAACAGCUGGUACUAAAUAUUGCCCACCCAAAAUCAGAUGACAUCGGACGCUAUAUCUGCAAACUCCGAUCCUCCUAUGGACAUGCAAGUGCUGAUACCAAUGUUACACUGGAGUGUCCUCAGGAAAUUGUACAGAUAAAUGAAGAUGGAAAAAACAGGGUGACAUGCAAGGUUGGGAAGUCAAACCAUCAUGGCCGUAUCCACUGGUUUAAUGGAAAAGACAAUCUAACAAGCCAGUCAACCCAGGACAUAAGUUCUGCUGCUGAUGGAUCAUAUACAGUGGUUAGUUCUCUCAGUCUCAGUUUAAACUUGAGAACGUAUAACUGUUCUUACUGGGUACCUCAAAUUGAGCAAUAUAUGAUAAGCAAGCUCAUUGUUAUGGAAUAUAAUACACAGUCUAAAACAAAGUCUUUCAGCAGUUACAGUUGCAGUGGUCUAGUCUUCUGUUUGUGUCUCCUUUGGAGUCUCAUUCAGCAAUAAUGGAAACAAUGGUAGCAUUAACUCCAAAAAUCUAAUUUUGAACUUUCAGAUUAACAAACACAUUACACACCACUCAAACCUACAAAUCAAAGAUACCUAUCCCAUGCCAAAGACUUGGCCUGCUUAGUCACAGUGAGGUAAUCAGGAGGAAGUAGGAUACACGGGCCUAUUAUUUCUACACACAAUAAGAACUGACAGUAAAAUUAAAAUGUCCGGAAAACCAACCUUUGUGCAAGAUCUCAAAGAAAGAUCAAGGAACACCAACUUCCCCAACUUUUCUCCUCGACUCCACCAUUUCCCUCUCACUCUUCUCCCCCACUAGGCUCAAGAAGGCCUAUACCACAUAUGAUUUAUCUCGUGAAUCUGUUGUUUUUCUCCUUUCAUGUGUGAUAUCAUUUUAAGUUCAAGUUCAAAUUAAAUUUUCCUGAAUUUACUCACCCCCAUGUCAUCCUAGAACUUCAGUCGAAAAGAAAUUAAGGUUUCUGAUGAAAACAUUCCACGAUUAUUUUUCUUAUAGUGGACU